Molecule: messenger RNA, 580 nt
Organism: Coregonus sp. 'balchen'
Lineage: Eukaryota; Metazoa; Chordata; Actinopteri; Salmoniformes; Salmonidae
Source: the annotation of a GenBank genome assembly
AUGACUGAUCUGGAGAAUUCACUGGCCACCAUCAUGGAGGUGUUCCAUAAGUACGCAGAGAAAGAAGGGGACAAGCACAAACUGAAGAAAAGUGAACUAAAAGACUUGAUCAAUGAGGAACUACCAGCCCUUACAGGGGUAAGUAUAUCACUAUCAUAUUUCACUACAAUAUUUCAUACUUUAUUGUUUCAACUGAAAAUUCUGUUUGAAUCCAGGCUAUGGUUACAGCGUAAUGUACAUUUAUCAAUAAGUCAUGAAUAAUUCUACAGACUUUGGGGUUGCACUAAUGUUGCACUAAGCUCAUGAGGCAUUUAAACAUUAUUAUUCUAGAAUCAAUGGGUGAAAUAACCAUAAACCAGCCAUAAAUAUUGCAGAAUGCACCUUUAGUCAAUCAAAUAUGACCAUAUCUAUCUCUUGUUUUUGCCCUCAGCAAGUGAAGGACCAGGCCACUAUGGACAGUUUGAUGGAGAGCCUGGACACGGACGGAGACUCGGAAUUGGACUUCCAAGAGUUCAUGACAUUUAUCACCAUGGUAACUGUCUGUUGCCAUGAUUUCUGCGAGCACCAUGAGGACGAGUAG